AUGGAUAAUUUCUUGUUAAUAACAGCUAAUGUUGGAUCAUUAUUUGAGGAGAAUUGUAAAAUAAAAAAUUCAUGGAAACAAGGAUUAUUAAAUGUUAUUAAUUCUCGUGAGGCAAAAUUUAUUGCUAUUCAUUUUCAAGAAGCUGGUGGAAAACAUUUUAAAGAAUAUUCAAUUCAUGUUGAACCAUUUAUAAAAGAAUUAUUAUCAUUAUUACCUCAAUAUUCAUCAUCUUAUGCUUUUUUAGAUUUAGAAUAUGAUAUUUUUGAUAAAUAUACAGCACUUGGAAGUUUAUAUUUAAUACAUUCAUCACUUGUAAAUUGUACUAAAUUGUACAAUUUUAAUACAUUAAAUUUUGAAAAUGCUCAAAAUGGAAAAUUUAUAUAUUCAAAAAAUCUUACAUCUGUUCCAUAUAUGAUAAGAGAAAAAUUUCCAAAAGAGUUAUGGCCAACAAUAAAAUGGGGCCGUAAAGGUUUUUUACAUACUAAAUGGAAUUUUAGAAAUAAUGUUGUUAAUUUAAUUAAUGUGCAUUUAUUUCAUGAUGAUUCUAAUAUAACUUCUCAUGAAAAUCCUCAUAUAUAUAGCAAUAAUCGCGCAAAUGCUUUAAAUUAUGUUAUUAAAUAUAUAGAAGAUAAUACUAGUGAAAAAGAAAGUUUCUUCUUAUUUGGUGAUUUUAAUUUUAGACUUAAUUUACAAACAUUUAUAGAUAAAUUGAUUCCAAAAACUGUUAAAAAACAAUUUCCAUCAAAUUAUGAAUCAGAGACAAAUUAUAAUGAUUGUCUUGAUAAUACAAAUAUUUUUACAAUUGAUAGUGGAAAUUCAAGUAAUAGUAAUAUUACUGAAACAAUAAGUAAUGUAGAAUGUCCACCAUUAUCGGCAAUUGAAUUUCAUUCUGAACCAAAUCUUUGUACUCCUGAACUUUAUACAUCCAUAACACGAGUAUUACGUUUAGAAAAAAAACGUUUUGUUUAUCGAGAUCCGCAAUCACUUAUUAAAAAUUGGUCAUUUUAUAAGAGUGAUGAUCAUGAAGUUCAAAAUUAUUCCUAUUUACAUGAAUUUGAAAUAACAUUUCCUCCAACAUAUCCCUGGAGUGAAGAUCCAGAAAGUCAUAAUAAGUUGAUGCCAACAAGACCACCAGCAUGGUGUGAUAGAAUUUUGAUGAAUCAAACUGCUUGGAAUUCAUUAAAAAAUGCCAAAAAUAUUAUUUAUGAUAGUAUUGGAAAAGAUGUUUGUAUGGGUGAUCAUAAGCCUGUAUUUUUAUGCUUUACAAUUUAA
Molecule: messenger RNA, 1272 nt
Organism: Strongyloides ratti
Lineage: Eukaryota; Metazoa; Nematoda; Chromadorea; Rhabditida; Strongyloididae
Product: Type I inositol 1,4,5-trisphosphate 5-phosphatase
Exons: 5
Coding region: 1-1272 (423 amino acids)
Biological process (GO): phosphatidylinositol dephosphorylation
Molecular function (GO): inositol-polyphosphate 5-phosphatase activity
Source: RefSeq, a predicted model, not a curated record